GAGAUGCCGAUUCAUCUUUUUAUUGACCGGGCUGACUGUCGUGUAGUUGUGCAGACUAGUCGCAGUGUCGAUGCCUUCUAAUCCCUGUCCCCUCGGUGUGGUUUGUCUUUCUUCGUCUUCCCCAUUGUGUACGACGACUACUCACUUUUUGCACAGCAACUCUGUUCAACAGUUCUUCCUGUAUGAAUCCUCUCAACAGUGGAAUUUGUGACGGAGCUAAUCACUGAGGGACGCUUGAUACUUCGUCAGUGGUGCUGUGCCGGUAGCAUCGACGCUUACCAAGGACGAUUCAACGACGCUGCUCCAAAUACGACCGCAGGGAGCAGUUUGCCUCCCGAUCGUGAGCAUUUGCCGACAGGACUAGCCUGUAUUCUUUGCUCCGAUUCCUUUCUCCCAGUUUUUCAAAGGUGCGACUACGUUGUAUGAGAAGUCAACGCUGCCGUCUGGAACCUGUGGGGGGUUUUCACAGUCGGAAUUCCGUUGCCGGUGCUGACCUCGCUUUUUGUUGUGAUACCUUCGUGCAUCUCCUCAUUUGCGAUCGAACAACCUUGGAUUCAGUAACUCCAGCGAGCACGUCUGUUCUCAAAUUCUAAUGAGGAGAACCUGUUCGUUCUCAUGGAGCUGUUGAUCCAGCGAGCUCAGCCUUUGCUGACAUGUCGCUGCAGCAGAAUAGACCAGCUUCCUGUGCGAAUAAGCCAAAGCUUAUUCCACUGCAGCAUCACACAACGUGGAACAAGUAUUUCCAGAAUUGGAGCAACAUGUUCGCUGCCGUCUGACAGUAACCCGUCGCCGUCUUCGGCGACGAAUGUCCCGCUCUGCCACAUAUGUCGCAGAAACAUCGUCUUGAGCGUAACCUCUUGCCGCUCUCAAAAGUUCUUCUCCAAACGUAGUGGAACCCGUCCUCCUUGCUGUGAGGUCGCGGGCCAUGAUGUCUACGAAGGCAUUCGGCGGGUGGGGGGGCAACCAGCUAGCACUACUCCCAGUCUUGCGCGAAGAGCGGGUGAAUAUUCAAGAUUACCCCAGUCAUUGAUGACCAGGUUUGCGGUUCAGCCAGGGGGAAAUGCCGAAGAUAAGCGACAGCAUUCUGGCGAACUACAUCCUCGGUCGUUUUCCAUCAUGAGCAGAUAUAGAAAAAUCCGACCAGUUGGUGCCGAGAGUGUGGAUGUCGCUGCCGCGAGCGAUGACGUGGAGGCACCUAAUGCAGACGAUAGCUCAUUUGGAAAUGCAGAACAAAAACCUUUCCAGACCGCCUCUGGUCGCGACCGUCAUCGCCUCAAUCCCAUACACGGCCCCGGCAGUAUAACAAGAGGAGCAGUACCUCUCGAGGCACAGUUCAGUAGCUGGGAACCCCCUCCGCAGCCGGAAAGUGGAUGCGCCAAGUCACUUCGGAUAGCGCUCAUCGGUCCUCCUAACGCAGGGAAGAGCUCUUUACUCAAUGCGCUUCUCGGCCAGAAGCUCAGUGCGGUAUCACCGAAGGUGAACACAACGCGGAGCGAGAUUCGAGGUAUUAUAACGCAAGACGAUACCCAGCUGGUCUUUCUCGAUGUGCCAGGCAUCGUCGAAUCGCAUCGCAAUAAAAAGUUUUGUCGCGAGCUGGUCAGCACCGCGUGGAGAGGCUUUGAGGACGCAGAUGUUGCUUUGUUAGUCAUCGACGCGGUCAAACGGCCUACGCAGGAAGUGUUCAACAUCGUCACGACUAUUGCACCGAAGCCUUCACUUAUUCGUCGUGCAUUCGACUCGACGCUCGCCACGACUCCCUCACCGAUUACUCAAACAGAAGUGGGGGACGCAGUUGGUCUACCUGCCCACAGACAAGGAAAAGACUUGGACGAGGUCGACGACGGAAAGCAGAUCGACGUGAACGCGAGGGGCAUACCGGUAUUUCUGUGCAUAAACAAGGUCGAUUUGGCCUCGCACCCCAAAUGGGUGUAUGCACGGGCGAAAGAAUUCCAGGCCCAUGGACACUUCGAGAAAAUUUUCCACCUGUCGGCGAAAAACUCCCGCGGACUGCAGCCUCUGUUGGAUCAUCUUGUUUCACGGGCAAAGCGGAGCGUAUGGGCGUAUCCACCGGAAAUGAAAACAACUCUGCCGAAGGUGCAGCAGGUGGCGGAGCUUAUAAAGACGUAUCUCUUUUGCUGGUUCAAUAAAGAUGUUCCUUACCGAAUCGAGCAGCAGACUAUCGGAUGGACACCACGUUUCGAUGGGUCGCUUAUCAUCGAACAAGAACUUCUAGUGAAGGAUGAUAAAGUGGCGAAAAUGGUGUGUGGCGUUCGCAAUCGCUUGCUGUUCCAGCUGCGACGAAAUGUAUCUCAUAAUCUGGAGUACAAUUGGGGUCAGAAGGUGAUUCUCUAUAUUCAUGUCAAAGCACUGCGACAGCGUUCAACUCCAACUUAGGUCCGGGUGUAGUCUGCUUGAUGGGUUGGCACCAUUUCAGAAAUUUGGACACCUUCCGAACCUGAGGGCGGUCCAGCACGAGUUGAAGUUGAACAACAGGUGCACGAAUCACAAUGACAUCUUUUGUACACACUGAGCUCUUCGGAGUUGAGGGUAAUGUUUUGGUCAUCGAUGUCGGCACAAGCACGGACCUCAGGUGUGACUGUAUGCCUGAGUAAUAUCGGUCAUGUGUACACUUUUCAGGUGUCUGUCGGUGCGACGGUACCCUCGACGAACUCUCGUGAAGGGACGUCGACCAAGGACACCAAAUAUAUUGUCCCUAUUCGCUGCGCGUGCAGGUGUUUUUGUCUCAGAACACACUGCCUCUUGUAUAGAUUCAGAUUAUUUACCAUCGUUCCGACGUACUACAAUUAGUUAAUGGAAAGCGGAAUCUUCUGUCAGCAGAUUACCAGAGAACGUAUGUCACGAGCAGUGUCGUGGGUAUUUUGCUGAUGCGUGCAACGAUGCUAGAGUUCACCCAGCACUGGUUCAAAGAUGACGUGGCUGAGGCAAG
Messenger RNA from Toxoplasma gondii ME49, 2947 nucleotides. Its product is annotated as GTPase. The record is from RefSeq and is a predicted model, not a curated record. Gene Ontology annotation, biological process: ribosomal small subunit assembly. Bases 616 to 2394 code for a protein of 592 amino acids. Gene Ontology annotation, molecular function: GTP binding; ribosomal small subunit binding; rRNA binding. Lineage: Eukaryota; Apicomplexa; Conoidasida; Eucoccidiorida; Sarcocystidae. The transcript is spliced from 14 exons.